This is a messenger RNA of Aspergillus niger, 387 nucleotides long. RefSeq lists its product as hypothetical. The transcript is spliced from 4 exons. The coding region runs from base 1 to 387 and encodes 128 amino acids. NCBI's taxonomy places the organism in Eukaryota, Fungi, Ascomycota, Eurotiomycetes, Eurotiales, Aspergillaceae. The record is from RefSeq and is a predicted model, not a curated record.
AUGGUGGAGGCCUAUGGUAAUCUACAUAGUCGCAUCAUAUCUGACUGCGCGGUUUCUUGCUUUCAUGAUCAGGUGGUGGUUAUUUGUUCGAGUCCGUUGAGUCACUUCCUAGAGACGCUCGGACACGCAACCAGUCAUACUGUGGGAACAUAUAAUGGACUUCUCGAAGUUCAGGUUACUAGAGAUCGUGAAACUGGGAAGCUAAUCACCACCUGUGAGCAUAGAGUUCUUGGCUCUAGCCAGGGAACACUCUUUACUUCCAAGAUUGACUUAGGAGCCUUAUUAUAUGAUCGCGUGGGAGAAACACACGAUUCUGUGGCUAUACCAGGCCCUGCGGAAAUUGCUCAAUCUGCAGACUUAGCAUUCGAAAUAAUCGGGUCAUGGUAG